UCCGGCCGCCGGGACGCACGUCAGGGGACCGGAGGGCGGAGCCAGUUUGGUUGCACCAACACCGGUACUUAGGCACGUACCGGCGUGUCCUUGGGCUUAGAAAGCGGGACGUUCGGCUUGUGAGUGGGAACUUCUCGGUCGCGCACAGAGAAAGAACGAUUUAAAUAUGGGUGAUGUUGAGAAGGGCAAGAAGAUUUUUGUUCAGAAGUGUGCCCAGUGCCAUACUGUGGAAAAGGGAGGCAAGCACAAGACUGGGCCAAACCUCCAUGGUCUGUUUGGACGAAAGACAGGUCAGGCUCCUGGAUUCUCUUACACAGAUGCCAACAAGAACAAAGGUAUCACCUGGGGAGAGGAGACGCUGAUGGAGUACUUGGAGAAUCCCAAGAAGUACAUCCCUGGAACAAAGAUGAUCUUUGCUGGCAUUAAGAAGAAGGGAGAGAGGGAGGACUUGAUAGCUUAUCUCAAAAAAGCUACCAAUGAAUAAUAGUUGGCCAUUGCCUUAUUUAUUAUGAAUCAGAAGUGUCUCAUGACUUUUUAUGUGUACCAUAUUUAAAUUGACUCAUACACUAGAAUUCAGAUCAUGAACGGCUGAUGGAAUAAUUCUUUUGGACAGUCCUGAUUUAAAUAAGAUUGGUUUGUGGUUAAACGAAUAUGGUCAGCUUUUUUAAUUUUGAUAGUAAUUCCGGUUCAACAAGUACUAUCAUUUUUCCCAUUCUAAAGAGAUGAUUGAACUUGAAUAAGGAAUAUUAAACUUUUUAGGGAGAUGGUGCAUUGCUUCUCAAAACCUAUAAGAGAUUGGUUUUAUAUUUAGAUUUCUAUAACUGGUUAUAUUAAUAUAUUUAAAUACUGAAAAGGUCCCUUCACUGUCUCAUAGAACAGAGGAGGAGUCACAUGUGUUUCAAGUUGUGUUCAUUAGCUUGUUAAGGAUUGAAAAUACACUGACAAAGUCUACUUUAUCUUUUUGGUUUUAUAAACUAUGCCAAUUUAAUUAAAAUUCUCUAUCUAAAAUUUAGCCUUUUACUUAAUGAAAGGCAUUUUAGUGUGGUUUAUGUAUAGCAUCAAAUAAAGAGUAUUUAGCACCUCA
Molecule: messenger RNA, 1084 nt
Organism: Bubalus bubalis (water buffalo)
Lineage: Eukaryota; Metazoa; Chordata; Mammalia; Artiodactyla; Bovidae
Product: cytochrome c
Exons: 3
Coding region: 167-484 (105 amino acids)
Biological process (GO): mitochondrial electron transport, cytochrome c to oxygen; mitochondrial electron transport, ubiquinol to cytochrome c
Cellular component (GO): mitochondrial intermembrane space
Molecular function (GO): heme binding; electron transfer activity
Source: RefSeq, a predicted model, not a curated record